AUGGAAAAUAAAAAAAUCGCACUGGCAACAAUUAACGAUAUCGAAACGGACAAAAAUGUAGACGCGCUAAGUAUGAUCACAAAAAUCGACCUCAAAUUAACGAAUGGGAAAAAUGGCAAUUCCACAAAAAUAAAAAAUAUCAACUUUGAGGACUCACUAAGAAUGAAUGACGAACAAAUAAAAGUAAAGGAAGCUGUCUUCAUCCUACACAAUAUGGAAAAUUUCAAUUAUUCAAUUAGUUACACCGAAGUUCAAGACAUAAGAAAUGAUUUAAGACUGUUUGCCAUUAACAACUAUCAUGAGAAGAAGUACACAGAUUGUUUGAUACAAUCUAUUCACUCAUACAUGAUAGCAAAAAAAUAUUAUUCGAAGUAUUUUGGCUUCUACAUCACGGGAGACAUGAGCACAGAGUUAAUUUUAAUUUGCAAGUGCUACGUAUUAGUGGAAAAAUUUACCGAAGGAAAAAAAUAUUUACAUGAAUUAAAAUUUUUAAUUGAUAAUACCCUCUUUUAUAUACACAAUAAGGGGAUCCUUGAUGACGACCAACAGAAGAAGGUAGAACAGGUCAACAAUACGACUAGGGUCAAAAAUUUAGAUUCAAACUAUGAAGAACCAGUCAUUCUCUGUGGAACUGAAGUUUUGUCAAACAUACUCUACAUGUUUGCAGAUCUAUUAAGUUUAUAUAAACAAAAUGAAGAAGCUGAAAGCUACUACUUGAAAUAUCUCUUUAUGGUAGAAAAAUGUUUCAAGGCGGAGAGUCUAAAUUAUAGUGAUGCGCUAAAUGAUGUUUGCUCCUACUAUAUAAAAAUUAGGGAUUACUCUAAAGCUUUACCACUUUGUGAACAGAUUCUCGACAUUAGAAAAAAAUUCUUCGGUGAUUACAAUUCCGAAAACCCAAAUGAAGUAAUUGCUGACUGUUAUUGCAACUGGGGCCUGCUGCUUCGAUUAUCAGGAAGCACCAUGGAAUCCUUACACAAGUACCUAAUCGCAGUUGAUAUGAGAAUGAGAAUCCAUAAAACAAGACAAACUAUCCAAGUGCAGGACAUUCUACUUUCCUUUGGCAUCCUCAUGCAACAACUAAACAACUUUAGCAUGUCCCUACAGCUGUACAAGGAAGUUUAUUCCUUUUACAAAAGUUACUACGGCCCAGAUGAUAUGAACACGAAAGUAGUCUUCAAAUUAAUUGAAGAAUUAGAAAAGGAUAUCAUGAAACAAAACACCAAGGCCAAAAAACAAGGCACCAGCCACUAUGUGCAAAAUUGCUUGGCAAGCACGAGUAACAAACUCAGUAGAGAAAAUAAAGUGGAAAAACAGUGGAAGGGCUUUAACACCAAAUUGCACAAUAUGUCCAAAAAGUCAGACGUGGACCCAAACCUCAUUGAGGAUCUAAUCAAUGAACAAGUUUUAAUCAACACGAGAAACAUGCCCUCUAAAAAUUUAAAUAAUAAAAAAACUUUUAUAUCAAUGGAAGGAAAAUUAAAAUAUAAUGAUUUAAACUACUCGAGUAUUGAUGCAUAUAAACACAUGCAAUCAAAUAAACAAUUCGAAAUUUUUAAGAGCUCAUUUUUUACUAUUUCUUCCAUUAACAGAAUUAAAUCUUUAUAUGCUGACUCAUGGAAAAGUACCCUAAUUCCGUCUACUUACAUAUUACCAUUUGUUGAAACCAAAUUAGUUGACAAUAAUUUGGUGAAAUAUGCCCAGUGCAAGGAUUUUCAAAAUGCUAUUAUUUACAAGAGAAAAAUUCUACCCAUAGUUAAUAUACCCCUAAUCGAAAGAGGAUACGUCAAAUUGGAAAACGAUGAACCGAUUAUGAUUUGCAACGAUGAUGCCAAGGUUCUACUUAGCGAAUGGAACAUUAAAGAACCAUUUGUAGAUUCCAAGGGAAAAGUAAUUAGCAAAUAUGAAGGACUAGACAACGAAUUUAAUAUGUUCAUACCCAUUUUAGAUGAAAAUAAUGAAGUUAUGCUUGGUUUUUACAACAACCCUUUGCUUGUGCCAAACCCUGCCAUACAUCAUUGCCUUAUUUUGGGAGACCCAUACUAUUUUCACAGAUACAAUCAAGUUAAUAAUUUGUACUCCUUCGAUAAUUUAAACAUGUUAAAUAAGAAACUUUUCAACAAAAAAUUCUUUGGAUCCGCUAAGAAAAGUCGUGUCAACUUUAAUGCAAAUAAUAACAAUUUACAUGAUUCUACGAAAUAUGAGAAAAUAAGAAUUGGGACCAUGGAACCCAUGGCAUCCAAGGCCAGAAAUAGCUCUUUCCGAGUUGCCCGGAAAAAAAGCAUGGGAGAAGAAAGCAGCACAAAUGGAGAAGCCAUGAAUACAGGGGGAGACGAUAAGCCGGAUGAAAUGCUGCACAGAAGCAUUUCCAAGUAUCACGUGAACGGAAAAAAAUUAGUAAACGAAAACUCGGGAGCGAAAUCGAGGAAGGAUGAACCAGACGGGGAAUCAUGGAAGGAGGACAAAAAAGGGGAAACAGGCGAACAAAUGAGUGAACUACAAAAAGACGAUAUGGACGACAAAAAUGAUUCAAGAACAGAAUCACUCAGGCAUUCGCGCAGGGAAACCCUGAGCCAGACGCAGGACCAACCAAGGAGCAGUGCCCAAAGCGAACUUGAUGAACUGAACAAACUCAUGAAGAAAAUGAUGUCUAAAGAGGAAAGACAAGUCAAAAAAACAUCAUACAUAUUUGGUCAUCAUAAAGAAAUACCAAAAAAAAAAGUACCAAUUAAGAAAGUGCACAUUCUAAAAAGCAAAAAUAAUAAGUCCUCCACCGCAUUUUCAAAAGAAAAGUAUGCAUUAAAGAAUACUGGAAAAUUGAGCAAUUUAUUUUCAAGGCCUACAGAAAAAAUAAAGCUAAUUGGGUAUAGCAAUUCGAACCAACAAGAUAAGUUAGAAAAAACGUUAAGACAAAUUAGAUUAAAUAAGGAACCCAUCCUGAAGGCAUCCAUUGAUCAUAAUAUCAGAAUGGAGCUUCAAAGUAACAUGAACAGCAUGGAACAACACGACAUAGACAAUUUGAGGAGAGAAAUAUAUUAUGAUAAUGAACAGUUUAAUAGUCACAGCAAUUCGGAUUAUUCCUCGUCAGGCAAUGACAGCGAAAGACUGUCAAACUAUAGGGAAUAUCAAAAAUACAAAAGGAAGGAAAGAAAAUCCUCAACCAAGCUUUCUAGGGAAAGUACUAGUAUUGGCGCAGAGAGCAACAACUCUCUUAACGAAAGUGACGAUCAUUUGGAAAGUUCCAGUGAUUUCACCCGAGGUAGUAGUAACCAAAGUUGCAGCCACAGAAAGAGGAGUCAUUACCGUAGGACAUUGUACAUGCAGGAUUGCGAAAAUGAUGACCAUGAAGACAUUAUCAAUAUAUGUAAAAUUCUUGAUGUUAACCAGUCAUACGAAAGUUCAAGUAAGUACUCUAAUACGAAUUCGAUAACAGGUAAAAGAGAAAGUCAGGAACAAAGCACAUCAGGUUAUGGAAACAACUAUAAGAAUAAUAGAUCGGGACAACGAAACGACAGAAGUCAUAGCCCCUUCAUAUCUGAGAAGAACGACGAUAGUGAAUUGUUCUCCUCUAACCGCAGCGACAAGUCGAAUGGACACACAAUACAGGAAAAUGAUGGUAAAAGAAGAAGUGCAAAUUUGGAUGACGAUCCAAGCGAAGCGACAAACAUCCUCAGUAAAAACAAUGCAUUCCACAACAAAGACAAAAUAAACGACUUAAAAAAUGUAAACAACAGUGACAUUUUGUUUAAAUUUAGAUUUAAUCACGAAGGUUCAUUAAGUAACGAAAAUUUAUUUUCCGAUAGCGACAUAAGUGAGAGAGAACUAUAUGAAAAUCCAUAUGGAAGUGUACAGGGCACCGCUACCAAGUGGAAAUCGAAUGGCAGUGAACCUACGGAAAAUGAACACUCUUCAGAAUAUACAUCUUUCAAUAAGAAAAACAAACACGUAGGAAGCGCAACGAACGAUGAGGAUAAUAAAAUAAACACACACAUUGAGCAGGGAAAUUUAUGUGUCAAUAAUGACAACAGGGGAUUCCUUAAAAAUAACGAAUAUAGUGGAGAAAACAGAACGGCAGAAGAAAUUGUCCUCAGUGAGAACGAAGAAUUUUAUGAGCAAAUAUUUUUCAAAGAGGAACAGAUAGAUGCAGAAGAUACAGGCAUUACAGAUAGGUCUGAUACUGAAAAGAGUGAUCAUAUGACAUACAUGAAUGGUGAAGACCAUUCAAAUGUGGGUUACGAAAACGCUUACUUUAGGAAAAUUUAUCAGGAUCACCAAACAUACCAGCAAGAUGAAGAAACAUCUUCAGAGUUACAAAAAAACGAACUAGUUGGUAUGGAUAAAGAAAGCUUCACAGAUAAUUUAUACUUGAGAAGUAACUCCAUAGAAGAACUAGAUUAUAAUUUGAUUACCCAAAAGUACAUAAGCAAUAAUACAGAAAAGGAACCCUCAAAGGAGGAGUCCUUAGACGCAAGGAGUAACAUCCCAACUAAUGUGUUAAAUCACGAAAUGGAUAACACACCCAGCAACAAGUCGUACAAAAAACGAAAGGCGAAAAAAUUGUUAUCAAAUAAUAAACACUUGCUUGAGAAUGAAGCAGAUAUAUCGUUAAGCAAUUACCAUGAUGCGUAUUCAAGCAACAAUGACAGUGUAAAUAUAGUGUAUUACGUCCCGCAUGAUCAUAACGACCACACUAAAAGGGAAAAUACGAAUGACAACCAUGCUAUAGGAACAGAAUUAUGCUCCAAUUUCUCCAAUAGCACUCUACACAGCAUACAUGCUGUGCACAGUGAUAAUAAUGUCACCAAAGAAUGUGACAUAAAUUAUGAUUACUCAUUUUAUUCAAGCGUAGGAAGCGAUAAUAAUGCCAAUAUCAUGAAGGGAAAGAAAAAAAAAACGGCAAACUUGUUACACCCCAUUAAAGGAACAAAAUUUUCUAUGUUGCUUUCAUUUUUCUCAAAAAAGAAGAAAAAAAAGAAAUUCGCAAAAUCGAGUACGUCCAGUGGUGAACCCGCCCCCAGCGAACAUUGCCCAGUGAAUGAAGAAGAUAAAGUUACGCUUUUCCCAAGCAACCCCGUCACUGAUAUAUCAAUAUACAAAAAAAACGAGAAGGAUGUCCAUGUAAGAAAUAAUUCCAACGUAAGGAACACAAAGAAAAAACACUUUUUUGUGUCAGAACCGCUACACGGUAUGGACAAACCGAAAUUCACCAUCAAACCGAAGGGAUUGGGGUUAAAAAAAAUGUUACUGCUGAAAAAGGGAAUUUUUAGCAAGAAAAAUGCCAUUGAGAAGAAGGAAUCGCUGUCCAAGGACAACGAGGUGGGCUCGUUGGAUGAAAAGGGGAAUACAACCCUAGUUAAUGAGUCACCCAAAGGAGAUGCAGGCAGUGGUGAAGAGGGUAAUGCGUCUGAAACGUUCAAAUCGUCUGGAGCCUUCAAAGCCCCUGAACCAUCUGGACAAGCAAACAUUGAGGAAAAAGGGACCGAAGAAGCGAACGUCAAAGAAGACACCACCAAAGAAACAGAAAACAACGACAUAACUGUGACUAAACAAAGCUCAAAAGAAAACACUAAUGAUGACGAACCAAAAGAAAAAAACAACGAAGCGUCUGAAAAGGUAGAAAAUAAAUUCCCGAAGAAAAUCAACCCGCUAAAUGUUCCCAAAAAAAUAAUGGUAAAUAAAAUAGUGCCAAAACUUGUCGUAAAUAAACCAAUUAUUGUAAAAGACAACAGUACCAUCAAAAAAAGCGUGAGCAUUAAGUAUGAAGUAAAAACAGUGAAAAAGAUAAAUGACAAGCUAGCAUUCGAUGUUUUGAGAAAAGUAAAAUAUUGCAAGAUUGGAUUUGAACCAGAUGAGACCUUAGGAACCCUCCCCACAGUUCAUUUACUAAAUGAAGAUAAAAUUCUUCUAGCUAUCGUCCCCUGGCAACUGGACCUAUCUUCGUUUUCGUUAGCAAAAUCAUCAGUCGAAGAAGAAACUAUCAAAAAAAUAGGAUUAAUGCAUAAAAAAUUCGACCUAUCCAUUGAAGAAAGGAAAAAUCAAGUAUUAAAUGAGAAUCGCCUGUUAACAGGAGAAGGGCUAAAGGAACUCGGUUUCACUUCUACACCAACUAGUAAACCUGCGGUGCAUAGCAUAAAUCUCCUCGAGGGAAUAGAUAUGAAUGUUCUAAAAAAUGCCUACAAAAUAGAGAAAAAAAGUGAACCAAAGGAAAAACCACCCACGUUGAAAAAGGAAGCACCCAAAAUGGCGCCUAAAGAAAAAGGAGGCAAAAAAGGAGGACCCAAAUUUAUGAAGGGACCGCCAAAAGGCGUGAAAGGGGGACCUGUUAUAGGAAAGGGAAAAGGUAAAAUAUCCAUAAUGAAGCAAGCAAAGGAUGAAGGAAAAACAAAGAGAUUUUUCUGGGAAGCCUUAUUCGAAGAUGACAUUCCAGGAACGUUAUUUGAAGACAAAAAAGAAUUAAUAUCCAAGAUAGCCAUUGAAAAAGAAAGUGUAGAAAAAUCAUUUGCCAAAGCUGUUAGUAAAAAGGAAGAAGGAGGAGAACUCAAAAUUAAAAAACCAAAAGUUAUUCAACUAUUGCCUGAUUCGAAGCGAGAAUACAAUAUGUCCAUUGCCCUAUCCAAAUUUAAUAAUUACACAUUCAAAGAAAUAAGGGAUGCUAUCAUGGAUCUAAAUCCAACAAUACUUAACAUAGACAACACAGAAGUUUUAAUGCAGUAUGUACCAACUCCAGAAGAAUUCGAAAUCGUUAAGGAGUACAUACUCUCAAAUGGUGACUUAAACCUAGUUGACAAGCCAGAACAGUAUGUUGCAGCACUUAUGGGAGUGCCACUACUAAAGCAGAGACUGGAGUCCCAUUACUUCGCUCUAUCCUUUAAAGAACAUUACGAAAAUACAUUAACUCCCCUGGAAAAUAUACUAGAAGCAUGCGAAGCGGUAAAAAAUUCUACAAAACUGUUCACUAUUCUGUUUACCAUAUUAAAUGUAGGUAACACAUUAAACUAUGGAGAUCCUCAAAGGGGAAAUGCCUUUGGCUUUAAAUUAACAACCUUGGCUAAGCUAAAUGAUAUACGAUCAACUACCAAGCCCGUUAAAACUCUUCUUCAAUAUAUUUGCGAAAUUAUCUAUCACAAGAGUGCAGACACUUUAGAAAUUAUUGAAGACUUGAGGUCCAUAGAAAAGGUUACCAAAACGGACAAACAAAUAAUCGAUUCUGUUUUGCAGAAACUAAAAAUGGGAUCUAAUAAAAUUAAAAAUGUGUUAGAUCUGGCUAAAAAGAAUCCAGAUGAUCCAUUAUAUGAAGCACUCAAGGAAUUUUACUUUAGUGUAGAACCAAAAAUUGAAGAGUUAGAUACUUUUUACAAUCAAACCCUUGCUGUGUUCAAAGAAAUUGCUCUCUACUUGGGCUAUAAAGAAAAAGAAGUUGGCAACAUACAAGUACAAGAUUUUUUUAAAGAAUUGUGGAAGUUCAUACAGUCAAUUGAAUUUAACAGAAAAACUAUUAACGAGACAACUCUCAAGGAGCUCAAGAAAAAAGAAAAGGAAUUAGAAAAUGUCAAGAAGGGUGCUGUCCUCAGUAAAAAACAAAAUUUCACCAUCGUUAAGAAGCAAGAGAAGGAGCCAAAAACACACCUAGAAAAAAAAACAUUCAAGAUAUUUUAA
Molecule: messenger RNA, 7653 nt
Organism: Plasmodium fragile
Lineage: Eukaryota; Apicomplexa; Aconoidasida; Haemosporida; Plasmodiidae
Exons: 1
Coding region: 1-7653 (2550 amino acids)
Molecular function (GO): protein binding
Source: RefSeq, a predicted model, not a curated record